Molecule: messenger RNA, 1079 nt
Organism: Drosophila ananassae
Lineage: Eukaryota; Metazoa; Arthropoda; Insecta; Diptera; Drosophilidae
Product: pupal cuticle protein G1A
Exons: 1
Coding region: 99-1007 (302 amino acids)
Source: RefSeq, a predicted model, not a curated record
CAUUUUGGCCAAAUCAGCAUCAGUCGCAGUCCAACCAGCCUGCCAUCACCACCCGAAACAAUCCGUCGACUUGCCAGUCAUCUUUUCAGUUGCUAGCCAUGGCUUUCCGCUACCUCAUUCCCCUGUGCGCCCUGCUGGCCUGCGCCAACGCCGGUCUCCUGGCCGUGGCCAAUCCCUCCGUGGACGCGGUGGCCGCCACCCAGCAGAAUGUGGUCCGCUCCUUCGACGGCACUGUUUCCAGCUACUCCAAGGCUGUGGAUACCCCGUACUCGAGCGUGAGGAAGACCGACACCCGGAUCCAGAACAACGUUUACACUCCAGCAAUUGCCAAGACCACGUAUGCUGCUCCUCUGUACACCCAGGCCACUCCCAUUGUAGCCAAGACCGUGGCUGUUCACGCUCCGGCUCCAGUGGUCGAGAAGACCGUCUACGCUGCUCCUGCUCCUUUGGUUGCUAAGGCUGUCUACGCUGCUCCUGCUCCAGUUCUGGCCAAGACUGUCUACUCCGCUCCUGCUCCCGUUCUGGCCAAGACUGUCUACUCCGCUCCUGCUCCAGUGCUGGCCAAGACUGUCUACUCUGCGCCUGCUCCCGUCAUUCCCAAGACUUAUGCUGCCCCAGCUGUCUACGCUGCUCCUGCUCCAGUGAUUGCCAAGACCUAUGCUGCCCCAGCUGCAGUUUACGCCGCUCCUGCUCCAGUUGUGGCCAAGACCGUGUACGCCGCUCCUGCUCCAGUUGUGGCCAAGACCGUGUACGCCGCUCCCGCUCCCAUCGUGGCUGCUCCCGUGAUCGCCAAGACCUACGCUGCCCCAGCUCCAGUCUACGCCGCUCCCGCUCCCGUGCUGGCCACCACUAACGUAAACCACGGACCCGCCGCCACCACCUACACCCACAACGCCCCCGCCCUGGGCGUCUCCAGCUACGGCAGCUCCCAGACGGUCCAGUACUCGCCCGCCGAGUCUGUUUCCCACAUGAGCUUCGACGGUUUCGGCACCCACUGGGGUUUCUAAGCCUUGUUAUGUCUUCGGCUAUUGUUAAAGCUUCUUGUUAAUGUUUGGCGGUUAAUAAAGACAGAGAUCGAU